GUUAGAAAGCUAUGAAACUCUGAGACCAAAACUCUCACUCGCUUCUCUCUGUUCUUAGGGUUUAAGGGAAGAAGAAGAUGGGAACUUUUCGGCGACAGCUGAAGGCUAUGCUUCGGAAGAAUUGGCUUCUGAAGAUUCGUCACCCUUUUGUUACUUGUUGUGAGAUUUUACUUCCUACUCUAGUCAUGCUGAUGCUGAUCGGUAUUAGAACAAGAGUUGAUACGCAAAUUCACCCGGCACAACCGUACAUUCGGAAAGGGAUGUUUGUGGAAGUGGGUAAAUCUGAUGUUUCUCCUAAUUUCCAACGGAUUCUCGAAUUAUUGUUGGCUAAGGGUGAAUAUCUGGCAUUUGCACCGGAUACAGAGGAGACAAGGAUGAUGCUUGACAUAAUAUCUCUAAGAUUUCCUCUUUUGAAGGUGGUUGCAAAAGUUUACAAAGAUGAGCCAGAGCUGGAAGAUUACAUACGUUCAGAUAUUUAUGGUACUUGCAGUAUGUCAAAGAAUUGUUCAACUCCCAAAAUCAAAGGAGCGAUAGUAUUUCACGAACAAGGUCCUCAGCUGUUUGACUAUAGCAUACGUCUAAACCACUCAUGGGCCUUUUCAGGAUUUCCUGAUGUGAAAACCAUCAUGGAUGUAAAUGGCCCUUAUCUCAAUGACUUGGAAUUGGGUGUUACGAGUGUACCAACUCUACAGUAUGGCUUCAGCGGAUUUCUGACUCUGCAACAGUUGGUGGAUUCUUUCAUAAUUUUUGUCAGCCAGCAAAAUCUAACUGACCUGGCUGUGAAAGACAAUGAAUUACCUCCAUUCCAUUCAUUUGAAAGUUCCUCUACUGUCAACCUUCCCUGGACGCAUUUCAGUCCAUCAAACAUAAGGAUUGCACCAUUUCCUACUCGUGAAUUCACUGAUGAUGAGUUCCAGUCUAUCAUCAAGAGAGUCAUGGGAGUACUGUAUCUGCUGGGAUUUCUCUACCCUAUUUCUCGUCUGAUCAGCUAUUCCGUGUUCGAGAAGGAGCAGAAGAUUAAGGAAGGCCUUUACAUGAUGGGUUUGAAAGAUGAAAUAUUCUACCUUUCUUGGUUCAUUACAUACUGCAUACAGUUUGCAGUAUCUUCUGGAAUCAUCACAGCCUGCACGAUGGGGAGUCUUUUUAAGUAUAGCGAUAAAUCCUUGGUGUUCGUUUAUUUCUUUUUGUUUGGAAUCAGUGCAAUCAUGCUUUCCUUUUUGAUAUCUACCUUCUUUUCACGAGCAAAAACAGCAGUUGCGGUUGGCACUCUUUCUUUCCUUGGAGCCUUCUUUCCUUAUUACACAGUCAAUGACUCAGAUGUUCCUAUGAUAUUAAAGGUCGCAGCUUCUUUGCUUUCACCGACGGCUUUUGCUCUUGGGACAGUUAAUUUUGCUGAUUAUGAGCGUGCUCAUGUUGGAGUUCGUUGGAGCAACAUAUGGCGGGCAUCAUCUGGAGUGAACUUUUUGGUGUGUCUCCUCAUGAUGUUGCUUGACUCUCUGUUGUACUGUGCAAUUGGUCUGUACUUGGACAAGGUCCUUCCUAGGGAAAAUGGAGUACGUUAUCCAUGGAACUUUUUAUUUAAGAAGUGCUUCUGGCAAAAGAAAAGUGGUGUUCAAGUUCAUGCUCUAGGUCAUAGAGUUAAAACUAAAGACAAGGCAUGCAAAAGUGGGGUCAUUUUUGGGGGUAAUGGUGUUUCUGAACCUGCGGUUGAAGCUGUAAGCUUGGAUAUGAAGCAACAGGAGCUUGAUGGGAGGUGUAUCCAGAUCAGGAAUCUGCAUAAGGUGCAUGCUACUAAAAAGGGGAAAUGUUGUGCUGUAAACUCACUACAGCUUACCCUCUAUGAAAAUCAGAUUCUUGCUCUUUUAGGGCACAACGGAGCUGGUAAAAGCACUACAAUAUCUAUGCUUGUUGGCCUCCUUCCACCUACUUCUGGGGAUGCUCUGGUGUUUGGGAAAAAUAUUUUAAUUGAUAUGGAUGAGAUUCGGAAGGGAUUGGGUGUAUGCCCACAAAAUGAUAUCCUCCUUCCUGAACUAACUGUUAAGGAGCAUUUGGAAAUUUUUGCAAUAUUGAAGGGUGUAAAGGAAGAGAUGUUGGAGAGCAUUGUGACUGACAUGGUUGACGAAGUGGGUUUGGCAGAUAAAGUUAACACUGUUGUUAGUGCACUCUCUGGUGGAAUGAAGAGGAAAUUAUCUCUUGGAAUUGCACUUGUAGGAAAUAGUAAGGUUAUCAUUCUUGAUGAACCUACAAGUGGAAUGGAUCCAUAUUCCAUGCGAUCAACAUGGCAAUUAAUCAAAAAGAUCAAGAAGGGUAGGAUAAUACUAUUAACAACACACUCGAUGGAUGAAGCUGACAUCUUAGGAGAUCGAAUAGCCAUUAUGGCAAAUGGUUCUUUGAGAUGCUGUGGAAGUUCUCUUUUCUUGAAGCACCUGUAUGGUGUUGGCUAUACUCUUACUUUGGUGAAGAGUGCACCUAGUGCUUCUGUAGCUGCUGACAUUAUUCAUCGUCAUGUUCCUUCUGCAACGCGCUUGAGUGAUGUUGGUACAGAAAUUUCAUUCAGACUUCCUCUAGCAUCUUCAUCCUCCUUCGAGAGUAUGUUCCGGGAAAUUGAAAGUUGCAUGAGAAGAUCAGUCAAACUCUCUGGAACAAGGGCUAGUGAAGAGGAUCAUCUAGGGAUUGAGAGUUAUGGUAUCUCUGUUACAACGCUGGAGGAGGUUUUCUUGAGAGUUGCAGGAUGUGACUUCGACAAAACUGAGCAUAUUGAACCAAACAAAGCUUUUGCUUUUUCCGAGUCUGUUGUUACGGAAGCUUCUCUUCCUUAUUCUCCAACUAAAAUUUCAAAUUCCAAGCAAAUAUAUGGAAAUUUUCAGAAGGUUCCUGGCGCGAUAUGCACUGCAUUUGUGAGAGCUUGUUGUUUGAUUCUUGCUAUGGUCUGUAACUUCAUAAGGUUCUUAAGUAUCCGCUGCUUUGGCUCUUGUUUCAUCAUGAGGUCUACAUUUUUGAGACAUUGCAAAGCUCUUCUUGUGAAGAGGGCUAUAUCAGCUGGGAGGGACCGUAGAACAGUUGCUUUUCAGCUUUUAAUUCCUGCUGUUUUCUUGCUCUUUGGUCUCCUUUUCCUAAAGCUAAAGUCACAUCCUGAUCAGCAGUCUGUGACUCUGACUACUUCGAACUUCAAUCCCUUAUUACGAGGUGGGGGUGGUGGUGGUCCAAUUCCUUUUGAUCUAUUCUGUCCUAUCUCAAAAGAGGUUGCACCAUAUAUAAAGGGAGGCUGGAUUCAAAGGUUUGAACUUAGUUCAUAUAGAUUCCCCAAUUCAGAGAGUGCACUAGCUGAUGCUAUUGAAGCAGCAGGGCCAAGAUUGGGCCCAGUUCUUAUUUCCAUGAGUGAAUUUCUAAUGAGCAGUUUGAAUGAAUCAUACCAGUCAAGGUAUGGAGCAAUUGUAAUGGAUGACCAGAAUGAUGAUGGGAGCUUAGGAUACACUGUACUUCAUAACAGUUCAUGUCAACAUGCUGGUCCGACUUAUAUCAAUGUAAUAAAUGCUGCAAUUCUAAGGUUUGCAACACAUAAUGAAAGAAUGAUGAUUCAGACACGUAACCAUCCACUGCCAAUGACAAUGAGUCAGCAUUCACAGCAUCAUGAUCUGGAUGCUUUCUCUGCUGCAAUUAUUGUUUGCCUUGCUUUCUCCUUCAUCCCUGCUUCAUUCGCAGUUUCGAUUGUAAAGGAACGUGAAGUAAAAGCAAAACACCAGCAGCUGAUUAGUGGGGUGUCUAUAUUGUCAUAUUGGAUUUCCACAUACAUAUGGGACUUUGUCAGCUUCUUGGUACCUUCAGCUUUUGCAAUAAUUCUUUUUUACUUAUUUGGUCUGGAACAAUUUAUAGGAGGUGGUUGUUUCUUGCCGACCAUAACCAUAUUUUUGGAGUAUGGUUUAGCGGUUGCAGCAUCAACAUAUUGCCUCACUUUCUUCUUUUCUGACCACUCUAUGGCCCAGAAUGUGGUUCUCUUGCUACACUUAUUCACCGGCCUCAUACUCAUGGUUAUUUCAUUCGUUAUGGGGCUUAUACCAGCAACUAAAAAUGCAAAUUUGCUUCUCAAGAAUUUUUUCAGAUUAUCACCAGGAUUCUGCUUUGCGGAUGGUCUUGCUUCAUUGGCUCUUCGACGACAAGGGAUGAAACUUGAAUCCAGUGAUAGGAUCCUUGGCUGGAACAUUACUGGUGCUUCAAUCUGUUAUCUAGGUCUUGAGAGUAUUGUUUACUUCAUUUUUGCAAUUGGCCUUGAAGUAUUGCCUCCAGACAAGUUAACCCCAGUCCUAGUGAACUGGUGGAGGGCUCUAAGGAAUCUCAAACUGAAGGAUUCCCACAGUUUUAUGGAACCCUUACUGAAGUCUUCCUGUGAAGGUCUUACCUUCGAAGCUGAUGAAGAUAUAGAUGUGCAGGCAGAGAGACACAGGGUACUUUCUGGUUCAGCUGAUAAUUCCAUAAUCUACCUGCGUAAUCUCCAAAAGAUCUAUCCUGGAGGGAUGAAUCAAGGUACAAAGGUGGCUGUUCAUUCUCUUUCUUUUUCUGUUCAAGAAGGAGAAUGCUUUGGCUUUCUGGGAACAAAUGGAGCAGGGAAGACUACAACCCUAUCAAUGUUAACUGGGGAAGAGUGCCCAACUGAUGGAACUGCGUAUAUUUUUGGCAAUGAUAUUUGUUCACAACCCAAAGCUGCUCGGCGACAUAUUGGUUACUGCCCGCAAUUUGAUGCUCUUCUAGAAUUCCUAACUGCCAGAGAGCACCUUGAGCUUUAUGCAAGAAUUAAAGGAGUCCCAGAAAACAUGAUGAAAGAAGUUGUCAUAGAAAAGUUGGUGGAGUUUGACUUAUUGAAGCAUGCUGAUAAGCCAUCUUUUUCUCUUAGUGGGGGAAACAAGCGCAAACUGUCUGUUGCUAUUGCAAUGAUUGGAGAUCCCCCAAUAGUUAUUCUUGAUGAACCAUCUACAGGUAUGGAUCCUAUUGCCAAAAGAUUCAUGUGGGAAGUUAUAUCCCAGCUAUCAACCAGACUUGGAAAAACGGCUGUAAUUCUAACUACUCAUAGUAUGAAUGAAGCUCAAGCUCUAUGCACGCGUAUUGGGAUAAUGGUUGGAGGCCGGCUUAGGUGCAUUGGAAGCCCCCAGCACCUGAAAACUCGUUAUGGGAAUCAUCUUGAACUUGAGGUUAAGCCCACAGAAGUCAGCCCUACAGAGUUGAACAAAAUGUGCCGAAGUAUUCAAGAGAGAAUUUUUGAAUUCCGAUGUCAUUCAAGAAGCAUACUCAGUGAUCUUGAAGUUUGCAUAGGAGGAACCGACUCCAUCACUUUAGACGAUGAGUCUGCGGCAGAGAUAAGCUUGACUCAGGAAAUGAUUAUGAUUAUUGGGCACUGGCUUGGUAAUGAAGAAAGAAUUAGGGCACUUAUAUCUUGUACAGAUAUCAAUGAUGGCGUGUUUGGUGAACAGUUGUCAGAGCAGCUGUUUCGUGAUGGUGGUAUCCCGUUACCAAUAUUUUCAGAGUGGUGGUUGGCCAAAGAAAAGUUCUCUAAAAUUGAUUCAUUUAUUUUAACAUCAUUUCCAGGAGCCACUUGUCAGGGGUGCAAUGGUUUAAGUGUUAAAUAUCAGAUGGGUUCUGUUACAAUCAAUUUCACUGUUACUCAGUUACAGUAG
Messenger RNA from Telopea speciosissima, 5666 nucleotides. Its product is annotated as ABC transporter A family member 1. Gene Ontology annotation, molecular function: ATP hydrolysis activity; ABC-type transporter activity; lipid carrier activity. The record is from RefSeq and is a predicted model, not a curated record. NCBI's taxonomy places the organism in Eukaryota, Viridiplantae, Streptophyta, Magnoliopsida, Proteales, Proteaceae. Gene Ontology annotation, biological process: transmembrane transport; lipid transport. The transcript is spliced from 39 exons. The coding region runs from base 78 to 5666 and encodes 1862 amino acids. Gene Ontology annotation, cellular component: membrane; intracellular membrane-bounded organelle.